AUGGAGGACCCAGACACUCACUUAAUUCAGAUCCGCAAAGGACACCGAAUAGAACAGAUGGUUGUAAGAUGGCUACGACGGUCACGAGAUAAUUCAUCCCGUGCUAGGGUCUCUACUGGAGAGGGUCCGCCUAUUGGACCAAAUCAGUAUGGUUGCUCCUUGAAACUAACAAUAGAGAUAAAAAAGGAUGCUUACUUUGAAAACUAUGGCUUUGAUAUAUCUCCAAAUCUACCCCUUACUGUUACAGUUGUCAAUGCAGGGGGUCCAGCUGAAGGGAAGCUUUUAGCUGGUGACCAGAUAUCUGCAAUAAACAAUGAAAGUGUGGAAAACAUCCAUGUUCAGGAAGCAGCUGACAUGAUCAGGGAUUCUGUGGACAACCUUAACAUAACAGUUUUUCGAAGUACCUCAAGCCCCAAGUCAUCUUUUCUUACAGCUGAAAAAAGGGCCAAAUUAAAAAGUAAUCCGGUAAAAGUGAGAUUUGCAGAAGAGGUGAUCGUCAAUGGGCACACUCAGGGGAAUUCAAUUCUUUUCAUGCCCAAUGUCCUUAAAGUCUACCUGGAGAAUGGUCAGACAAAGGCUUUUAAAUUUGAGAAGAAAACGACUGUGAAGGACAUUAUCAUGACCCUCAAGGAGAAAUUGUCAAUCAAUGUAAUUGAGCACUUUGCACUAGUUCUAGAAGAGCAAUAUAACAUCUCAAAGCUUUACCUUCUUCAUGAAGAGGAGCUUAUGGAACAGGUAGUACAGAAGAGGGAGUCCCACGACUAUAGGUGUCUAUUCAGAGUUUGUUUUGUACCCAAAGAUCCCUUUGAGCUUCUGCAGGAGGAUCCAGUUGCCUUUGAAUACCUUUAUUUACAGAGCUGCAGUGAUGUGCUUCAGGAGAGAUUUGCAAUGGAGAUGAAAUGCAGUGUUGCUCUACGUCUGGCUGCCUUGCACAUACAGGAGCGAAUUCACACUUGUGGUCAGUCACAGAAGAUAUCAUUCAAGUAUAUUGAGAAAGACUGGGGAAUAGACAAUUUUCUGUCUCCAACAUUACUACGUAAUAUGAGAGGGAAAGAUAUAAAGAAAGCCAUCAGCUUUCACAUUAAGCGGAACCAGUGUGUUCUUGAGCCAAGACAGAAGCAACCUGUAUCUGCAGCUCAAAUCCGGGUGCAAUAUUUAAAGAUUCUUGGAGAUCUGAAAACCUAUGGAGGGAAAAUUUUUCAUGCUACGUUAAUGCUGCAGGACAGAGAAUCAUAUGUCACACUUCUAGUUGGAGCAAAGUAUGGCAUCAGUCAGAUUAUCAACAACAAGCUUAACAUCAUGAUAACUUUAGCUGAAUUCUCCAACAUAAGCAGGAUAGAGCUGACCUCGGAGUCGGAGAAAGUGAGCUUAAUAAAGGUCUAUCUACAGGAUGUUAAGCCACUUUCUCUGUUGCUGGAGUCAAAUAAUGCCAAAGACAUUGCAUGUCUCAUUUCCGGGUAUUGUAAGUUGCAAGUGUGUUCUGCUGCAUCUAUAUUUGAAUGGUGUCCUCACAGCCAAGUACAUCGUGUUUCCACUGAGGAAGGAUAUGAAUCUAGAGCAUGCAGUGAUUCUGAGGAGUCAUCAGAACUUGAUUCAUCUUUAGACCACUCAUCAGAACUCCAGUUUUUGAGACAACGCAAUAUAAAGCCUUUGCCGGAAGAAGAGGAGGAGGAAGAGGAAGACAUGCACAUGUUGAAGCAAGAUGAAGAAACCAAAGAAAGUGCUGUCAGCGAGAAGGACCAAUGUGAUUGUGGAAACAAUGAUACAGACAGUAUUUCUGAAGCUUCUGAUUCAGCUAACACAGAAAGUCAGGGUUACAAGAUUAGCUGGUCCAGUGACUCAAUCGAUGCUCUGGAAGAAGAUGACCUAGAGACGUGUUCUUCUAGCCGGCCAGAGUUCUUCCAGUUUUAUACACCCAUCUUAAAUGAUGUAACUACAGAAGAUCAGGGUGUUUUUACUGAUAAUCCAGAAAUGAAAUGCAAAGGAGAUGGGUGUGAAGAAUCGGAUCCAUUGCUGUGUUUCUUGCAGAUGGCCGAUAUCAGGGAAAACUCAAUUUUGGAUACUAAGGAAAAACCUAGAUCACCCAAAGAUGCGGACUGCAGAGAGGACCACGAAAUCCAUGUGUUUCCUGGAUGUCAGCUAAUAGAAAAAAAUGUUAUGGAAUACUAUAGCCUUUGCUCAAAUGUCUCUCCUGCCAGUAGUGUGGACAGGAACAUCCCUAGUAGCCCAGAGAGCAACUGUGUUAAGGAUUUAAUAACAGAAUGUAAACUAAAGGUAAAAGGUUGCAGGCGGCCAACAAAUAAGGAGGUUGAAGGUCUUAUCCUUGAUCCUCCUCCAGGUUUUGGUGACAGCAGUUCCGAAGAAGAGUUUUUUGAUGCUGCAGACAGAUUUACACCGACACUAACCUCUCCAGGUGCAAGAUCAGAAACGUCAUUUGUCUACCCAGAAAGUGCAUCAAAUGGAUUAUAUGUGCAAAAUUCUGCUGAAAAAUGCAGAAAGGAAAAGCAAACAAAGAAACCAUCAAAGAUGUUACGGAAAAGGAGAUCUUACUUGCAAACGGACUAUACUUCUCAGGUCACAUUCCCUUUGUCCCCCUCCAACUCUUUGGAGAACAUUGAUCAUGUAUGUUGCUUUGAAAAAGAAUCUCACCUUCCUACGGAGUCCCAUUCUCCUACAGUGUCCUCUUUGAAUGACAUUGAGGCGGAACCAGCUCUGCUGGAAAUGAAACCACUUUCAUGCAAACCCAUAUUAAAGUCCAAAAGCAGAACACAUUCACCAAGCUUAAUGGAAAUGGAGCCUGACACCAUGGAGAACAAGUCAGUUACUGAAUCUUUAUCAUCUUCCAUAUCAGCUAUACGUUUCAAAUGUGACUCAGGAGUGACAGACAGUAGUCCGAAUGCUAAAUAUUGUGUUUAUGAAUGUAUUAAUGUAGAUAAAACUCCAAAUGGUAAUAUGUCCGAACAAAAUGGUCGAGCUAGUCCAUCUGAAAUAUCACUGGAGCUGGACAACACUGACAUUUGUGGCCUAUCACAUGUUUCCUUAGUACUAGAUGAUCAAGCUACAAAAGGCUCAACAAGCCAUAUGGAGAACAUUACAGAGGAUGCUAGUGCUGUAUUUGAAAACAUAUUUAAAAGUGAAGGUGUUAAGGAAGAAAACAUUAGUUCUGUGUUGUCAUCAUUUCCUAGUAACAGAAUUUUACCAUACAUUGCUCAGUCAGAAGCUUCCUGGCAAUCCAAGCACGACACACUCAAAAUGGAGUUUAUGAAUUCUGAAGUAGACAUUUCACCAAAAGGGGCAAUUGAUAAUGAAAGUUCUCCCCAGAGUUCUAAAACACAAAAGUUGUUUAGUUUCUCAGAUGCUGGUGACUUACUUUUUGAUUUUAAAGGAAUUGAUGAUCUUUUUACUAAUUUCCCUAUAAACUCUUUUAAAGAAGGAGGGGCUGAAGCAACCAAAGUGCCUCCUUGUGAAGAGGCAGUGCAUCUUUUAAUAAAACAAGAGCCAGACUUCCUAACGUCAUUGGACCCUACAGAUGUGACAAGAAGUUCCAAUGAGAGAUGGGGCUGCUUGUCUCCAUCAGUGUGUUACUCUGAAACAGCUGUGGACACUCUGGAACUCUGUUAUGAAGAAAGUAAUGAAAAGAUAGAAUCAUGUGCUGAAACUUUGAGCUCGGAUGAGGGCUCUGAUGGACAUUCAAUGUAUAAAGAAAAUUGCAUUUCAGAAGCACAGUCAUUCAUACCAAAAUGUACCGACUCUGCCAGCAAGGGUUGUAGGCAGAAAGAGGUAUUAGAGAACAGAUGUGUAGACCUUUAUGAUUCAGAGCAAAAGAGCCCUGAUAUCUCAAAAGUAGGAAACUGUAGCUGCCAUUUAUCCUAUGCCAACUGUUUCCGCCCCAUAGAUAAUGAUGCCGAGGAUGAAAUUAUUGACUUUGCUGGAACUGCCUCACCAUUACCUAGGACAAUACCACCUAGAUCUGGAAAUUCUGUGUUUGUAGAAAAUAUUCAUCUUUCUACAAUCACGGCUAUCAAAAAGGCACCCUCUUUAGAGCACUGUGAAGCUCUGGAUCUCUUAAAAGCCAGAAUACAUGAUUCCCCUAUGGGCUUUGGCAAGCUGCAAGAUAUUGUCCUGGAUCUUCAAAGAAUCUUAGAAGAAUAUAAAAACAAGCGCAGACCACAUCUGGAGGACAAAUGUGCUGCUCUCUUCUCGGAACACAAAUCUAGUCUUUGUAUCGUCUCUCGGAAUGUGAUGUCAGCAUCACAGAAAGUGCUUAGACCAAAUCAAACACCGGAGGAGAUCUACCAAGUUGUGGAAGAAACAUUUUUCAGUUUAGUACACAUGACAGAUGUAUGUCUACAGUUUUCCAGUUGCGUAAAAUGCAACAAACGACAAACUAAUGUCCAAACCAAUCUUUGUGAUCUAAUAUGCACGUACCACCAGUUUGUACAAGCAGCUAAGAAGGCCGCUGAGAGGAACGACCAGGAAUUGCAUCUCAAACUGCUUUCCCGACAGUGCACUGCACUAACUGCUGCUGUUUUUUGCCUGACUCAGCAGUUCAGGACAUUAUUAUUCCUGUAAAAUGAGAUGAGCAUUUCCCUCUUUAUAACUGUCUAUGAAAAUAUUUUCAUUGACACUA
Nanorana parkeri is the source of this 4630-nucleotide messenger RNA. RefSeq names its product FERM and PDZ domain containing 1 (gene FRMPD1). Gene Ontology annotation, molecular function: protein binding. Bases 1 to 4572 code for a protein of 1523 amino acids. The transcript has 15 exons. The record is from RefSeq and is a predicted model, not a curated record. Gene Ontology annotation, cellular component: cytoskeleton. Lineage: Eukaryota; Metazoa; Chordata; Amphibia; Anura; Dicroglossidae.